Messenger RNA from Penaeus vannamei (Pacific white shrimp), 1103 nucleotides. The record is from RefSeq and is a predicted model, not a curated record. NCBI's taxonomy places the organism in Eukaryota, Metazoa, Arthropoda, Malacostraca, Decapoda, Penaeidae.
AUGGGGAGGUUCCUGCUGGGCGGCCGCGCCCCCCUGAUCGCCGUGGCCUCCUUCCCCGGCUCCGGCAACACCUGGCUGCGCUACGUCGUCGAGGUCCUGACGGGCGUGUUCACGGGCUCCGUCUACCACGACGAGGUGCUGGCCAUCAGAGGUUUCUGGGGCGAGCGCGACGGCUACCGGCAGGGCACCACGCUCCUGCAGAAGACCCACAGCUUCCCCCUUCUGCAGCACGAGGUGAAGGACGGCAUCUACAACGGGCAGGAGUUCCGGUUCCUGCUGCCGAAGGGCCCCCGCCGCGCCGUGCUCCUCCUGAGGAACCCGUGGGAGUCCCUGGUCGCCCUCAGGCACUUCCACGCGGCGGGGCACACGGGCUUCGGGAGCGGGAGUUACUUCAAGGAAGUGAGGGGCUGGGCGAACUUCACGGUGGAGCGAGCCGAGUUCUGGGUGAAGCUGAACGCGGCCUGGCUCGCCCUCCCCGACACCGACCUGCUCGUCGUCCACUACGAGCACUUGCAGCAUGACCUGGAGAAGGAGGCGGAGCGGCUAGUCAACUUCCUCGGGCUUCCCAUUGACUACGGCAGAGUUGAGUGCCUCGUUAGGUAUCCUGAAGGGAGAUUCCGUCGCCCGAAGUACCCCAAGCACCUGCAGGGCUACCGCUUCCCGACGAAGGCCGCCGAGAUCCUGAGGACGGGCAUGGGCCACCUCGACAACCUCCUGCGGCGGGGCGGCCACCCCUCCUUCCCAACCCACCUGUAUACCUUCACGCCCAUUGUGGCGGAUCCGCCCUUGCCAGUGGGUGGGAGGUGAAGGUAGAACAUCACUAUUUUAUUACAUCAUAUCAGUGAAGUGAGAAAAUGUGGAUCAUUUUGGGGGAAUGAUUAGAGAAGAAAAUUAAAGGGAUAGAAUGUGGAUCAGAUUUCGUGAAUUAAUAAUGAUGUCAGUAAUAAGAUGUGGAUCACAUUGUUUGGCUCUUUUUGAGGUUUCUUUGAAGGAACUCCCGAUAUAGCUCUUAGCAAACAUGUGAGUGUUUGUAUGUAUGCAUGUCUACUGUGUCUUUUUGUACUGUCAUAUAUAAAGGUCAAAGAAAGAAGUUGGUUUGCUUU